Molecule: messenger RNA, 1730 nt
Organism: Brachypodium distachyon (stiff brome)
Lineage: Eukaryota; Viridiplantae; Streptophyta; Magnoliopsida; Poales; Poaceae
Product: pinin
Exons: 1
Coding region: 419-1468 (349 amino acids)
Source: RefSeq, a predicted model, not a curated record
CACACUGUGCAGCUCCACCAACAUGUAAAUUGUAAGCCCAUGUCAAUCGAAGACAAAGCACUGAUCGAAUGGUAAUCUCAAAGCAGCCGGUGAUCCCCAUGGCAUGCAGAGGCAGAGCAGUAAUUGGUUUUGGUUUUGGUGAACCACUCUUCCGAUUCAAGCAAACGUCGGCAGACGCCCAUCGGUGGGUUGCCUUGCCUGCCUGCCUCGUAUACCCUUCUUCCCGGGUCCGGACUCCGGAGCCCGGAGAACCCUUCGCCCGCGACCCGGUAGCACGACACGACACCGCCCGCAUAUAUACGGGAGCUUCUUCGCUUCUUCCUCCUUCCGUUGACACGCCGACGAAGUUAACAAACACAGCUCCCCCACCGCCCGCCCACGCACGGCACGCUUUAAUGCCCCGCCGACGCCGCUGGCAAUGAGCGCCGCCGCCGUGACCUCGCCGGCCCCCUUCGCGUUCCACGCCCCCCUGUCGAAGCCUCCGGUGGAUCACACCGACGGCUGCGGCGAGUUCGAGUUCCGCAUCCCCGCGAAUGCCGGGGCCUUACUCACCGCCGCAGACGAGCUCUUCUCCGGCGGCAAGCUCGUGCCCCUCCUCCCGCCUCCGCCUCCCCUUCCCCGUUCCCAUCCGGCGCCGGCGCCGUGCGCGGAGCUGCAUCUGCAGCAGCAGGAGGAGGAUGAAGCUCUCUCGGAGUCGGAGCCGGCGUCGCCGCGCGCCCCGCGGUGCGCGGGGAGACGCUGGCGCGAUCUCCUCCUCCUCGUGACCACCAAGAAGCAGCAGCCCAAGCCAAGCCCCGGCGGCACGACCACGAAGACGAAGACUCGCUCGGAGCCGCAUUGUUAUUCCCGGCCGCUCCUCUCGCGCGACUCCUCCUCGUCUUCGUCCUCAUCCACGGCAACCUCCUCCUCCUCCUGCGACGACUCCGCCCGCCACCGCCCGCCGCUGCGCACGCGCUCCGCGCCCGUCGCCAGCCUCCUCCACCUCAUGUCCAAGAAGCCAACCAUCGCCGCCGCGCCCGCCGCGCCCAUGAAGUACCCGCUCCUGACCCGAGUCUCCUCUUCCUCUUCGUCCUCCUCCGACUCCGGCAGGGGGAGCUCCAGCGCGCUGCCGUGGCACCCGCGCGCUCCCGCGCGGCCACGGCGGCCGGCGGUGGCAGCCGAGAGCCCGCGGGUGAGCGCGUCGGGGCGCGUGGUGUUCCGCGGGCUGGAGCGGAGCUCGAGCACGCCCGCCGCGGCCGGCGCCGGCAUCGGCAUCGGCAUGGGCGCGCGGCGGCCGCGGCCGAGGGGCAUGGAGAGGUCAUACUCCACCAACGUGCGCGUGGACCCGGUGAUCAACGUGUUCGGGUUCGGCCACCUCUUCUUCUCCCCGGCUUCGCCGGCCAAGGAGAAGAAGGAGAGGGAGGGCGGCCGGAGGAAGAACGGGCCGGAGAAGAAGCUGGCCAUGGUGCUCAGAGAUCCGCAUGAUUAGCUAGGUAGCACUACUCCGUAGUGGCCUUGCUGGAAAUAACGCAUCAGAUUCUCCUUGUCUUGUCGCGGGUUCUUCUUGUUCGCUGCAGCCGAUUUACGUCUUGUUUUUCUGAUUGUUGUAAUAUACGGUACUACUCCGGAUUUUAGAAUUAGAGCAGAGCUCUGAAUUUACUCUGAGUUGUCGAUGUAAAUAACAUUUCUUUAGGAACCAAAAUGUACAGGAACAGGCUGGCUUUCGCCAGUUCGCUUCAAAAAAAAAAAAA